UUUUUUUUUGCGUGAUCCGUUUCCUGUGACGGAUGGGCGUUUCCCUUGUUGACAGAACAAUUGGAAAAGAUAUUCUACGGAGCAAGCAAGUUAGGGGUUACCAGCUGGAAUGUCUUCCGUGUGGGAUGAUUUAAAUCUUCUUCUGGAUUCAUCAGACUCACUCUCGAUUACUUCUAGUGCCAGAGGAACCAUUAAAGAAAAGCCAGGCUUCAGACCAGCUGAGGAUGCUGCAGCUCUAAGGGUGGCCAUAGAAGGCAUUGGCACCACAGAGAAGACUCUGAUUGACAUUCUCACUCAAAGAACCAAUGCCCAGCGUCAGUUAAUUUGCAAGGCCUACCAGGAAGCAACUGGAAGGACUCUUGCAGAUGACCUGAAGGGGGAUACUCAUGGAGACUUUGAGGAUAUACUGGUGGCUCUGAUCACACCGCCCACUCAGUUUGACCUCCAGCAAUUUAAACAGGCAAUCAAAGGGGCUGGAACAUCAGACAGCACGCUGAUAGAGAUAUUUGCAUCCCGAACAAACAAUCAGAUCAAGGAUCUGUCUGAUGCUUAUUUGAAAGAAACUGGAAGAUCAUUACUUCAUGACCUGCAGUCUGAGGUGUCAGGAGAUUAUGGGAAAAGCCUGCUUCUUCUAGCAGAGGGUAAGAGGGACGAGAGUCCAAAUGUGGAUGCUGCGAAAGCCAAAGCAGAAGCCAUGGUCCUGUAUGAAGCUGGGGAGAAGAGGUGGGGUACAGAUGAGAGCAAGUUCAUUGACAUCCUGUGUUGCAGGAGUGUUCCUCAGCUCAGACAGACCCUGGUGGAGUAUAAGAAUCUGACAGGAAAGACCUUACAGCAGAGCAUCGAAAAUGAGAUGUCUGGAAAAUUAGAAAAGAUUCUGGUGUCCAUAGUGAAAUGUAUGAAGAGUGUUCCAGCUUAUCUGGCUGAGCACCUUCAUGAAGGUAUGAAGGGCAUGGGAACCACUGAAUCUAUUCUGACCAGGAUCAUGGUGAGCCGCUCAGAGAUUGAUCUGAUGGACAUCAAGGUGGAGUAUAAAAAGCUGUUUGGCUGCUCCUUGUACUCUGCUAUUGAGGUACGUACUAAGAGACAAAGGAAGGCUGUGUCAACACUGACCCACAGUAGUCACACACAAAUAUUGAUCCAUUCUCUCGAUUUCCUUAGUAGUUCUUUCCUGUGUGUGUCUCUUCAUCUUCACUUUCCAUCUUUAGGUUCUGAUUUACUGUUUCAUUAGUUUAUCCAUGAAUUAGCAUUUUCAUUUAUGCAUCCUUAAUGUCUUAAUUCUGAAUGAUUUAUUUUAUAUUGCUUGGUUCUUUCAGACAGACAGCAGCAGUGUAAAGAGGUGUUUACACUGGGAAGGGAUGAAGAUAGCUAAUCUUGUCCACCCUGUCUGUAGCAUUAAUAGUUUUUAGUGACAUUACCCUGCACCACUAAUUUUGUAUACAGGCAUAUUCAUUAUUUUUAUUUCUCUUUCUUUCUUUGCUGAGAGAGGACGAUUUCUCUGAUCUGUGUCUGGAACAUCAUCUCAGACCCCCCCUUUAUACUAAUGUCAUGAUGUAAUCUGAGAGGUUGAGCUCAUCAGAUUUCCUAUUUUACAUUUGCUCUCAGCAUGAUUCUAGCCAUUGUGGAAAUCAAGGCAACAUUUUACCAAACUUCAACACUUUUCAAUCAGUGUGCUGUGCUUUUCUAGCUGUUUAGCAGACUGUGAAGACUAAAUGACAUGACUGCAAGGGCCCAUUUGCAAUGGGCAUGGAUUCAUGCAAUAUGAAUUUGGGAAAAAAAUGGUGGUAUGUUCUAGGAAGAAAGAAUAAAUGUAAAAAUCUGUCAUUAAUAAUCUAGAUUUGUGCUGCGCUGUUAAAUGAAUAUGCAAAUGUAUAACCAGAACAUGUUGCAUCAGAAAACUGUUUGCUUAUAUUUACAUAAAAUGUUGCCUUUCUUCUGCAGUCUGAGACCUCGGGGGACUAUCAGCGAACUCUGCUGAGGAUCUGUGGGGAGCCUGUCUGAACUAAAACUGUCCAAAAUCAGCGUGCAGUCCUCAGACACGUGACUGCUGUGUGGAAACGCCGGGCCAUUCCUGAGUUUGGUUUCACUUUGAUCUCCCAAAUAUAGUGUACCAAAGCUUGAGAUCGACCAUUUAAUAGUUAUGACACUCUUAUAAGGCUGUGUAUAACUUAUGUAUAAGACUAGUUUGGAAAGUAUGUAGCAGGGAUGGCAGAUUAUCAAAAAUAAUACACUGAAAUAAUACUUUAACAAGAGAGAAUUUAACUGGUUUUGUCUUCUUCUUCCUUGUCCCAGCAGAGGGCAGUGAUGUGCACAUAAUUCUCAUUUAUGAUGUAAAAGUUGGACUAUUUUAGUAUUUUGAUGUGGUAUAUGUGUCCUUUGUAACAAAAUACAACAUUAACCUUAGAGGGAAGUUGCAGAAAUGGUCUGAAAAAAUUAAAACAAGUGCCCUUUCACUCUUAA
This is a messenger RNA of Electrophorus electricus (electric eel), 2457 nucleotides long. It is a transcript of the gene anxa3b, whose product is annotated as annexin A3b. Gene Ontology annotation, cellular component: vesicle membrane; plasma membrane; nucleus. NCBI's taxonomy places the organism in Eukaryota, Metazoa, Chordata, Actinopteri, Gymnotiformes, Gymnotidae. Gene Ontology annotation, molecular function: phosphatidylserine binding; calcium-dependent phospholipid binding; calcium ion binding. The record is from RefSeq and is a predicted model, not a curated record.